AUGGAAGAACUAGAAUCUUCAGAAUUAGGAACUUUGGAGUACUGGGAAAAUCGCUACAAAGAUGAAAUUCACAAUUUCUCUAACCAUGGUGAUCCUGGUGAAGUUUGGUUUGGAGAAGACAUUGUAGAUCGUGUUAUUCGCUGGAUGAACGAAUCCGAUAUUAUUGAGAAAAACUCGAAAAUAGUUGAUAUUGGUUGUGGAAAUGGUAUGCUGCUAGUGGAAUUAGCUAAUGAAGGGUAUAGAAAUCUCAUAGGACUGGAUUAUUCCGAAAAUGCCAUAGACUUAGCUAGAAAAAUUGCAGAAAAGCAAAAUUUGAGCAUUGAGUUCAUGACUUGUGAUGUUUUGAAAGGACUGCCAGAUAAGUAUGAGGUAGUACAUGAUAAAGGAACAUAUGAUGCUAUCAGCCUAAGUGAGAACCCUAAAGAACAAAGGGAAAAAUAUAUUGAAACAGUACACCACAGUCUUGAUGAGAUGGGUGUUUUAAUUAUUACCUCUUGCAACUGGACACAGAAUGAACUAGAGGAACAAUUCAAUGGUAAAUUCCAAAGAACAGCAACCAUCCCAACCCCUCAAUUCAAAUUUGGUGGAAAAAUUGGAAGUGUUGUUACAUGUUGUGUUUUCCAGAAAAAAUAA
Phaedon cochleariae (mustard beetle) is the source of this 633-nucleotide messenger RNA. The record is from the annotation of a GenBank genome assembly. NCBI's taxonomy places the organism in Eukaryota, Metazoa, Arthropoda, Insecta, Coleoptera, Chrysomelidae.